Molecule: messenger RNA, 219 nt
Organism: Penicillium bovifimosum
Lineage: Eukaryota; Fungi; Ascomycota; Eurotiomycetes; Eurotiales; Aspergillaceae
Exons: 3
Coding region: 1-219 (72 amino acids)
Source: RefSeq, a predicted model, not a curated record
AUGGUCUCGGGAACUGUUCCGGAGACGGCUUUGGCUGCUGCGAAAAUGAUGAAAUUCAAAAACUGCACGGCUGCCGAUAGUGCACAUACGGUGAAGCCGGCGCAGACUCAGAUCUGGGAUUCAAUUCGCAAGGGCGGCCGUCGCGAACUGCAUGUAUUCGGGUCCGAAGGUCUGCAUGCUGGCGGUGCGGUACGGUACGGGGUUCGCCUUCGACGAUGA